Cadophora gregata is the source of this 957-nucleotide messenger RNA. RefSeq lists its product as uncharacterized. The record is from RefSeq and is a predicted model, not a curated record. The transcript is spliced from 4 exons. Gene Ontology annotation, biological process: fatty acid metabolic process. Lineage: Eukaryota; Fungi; Ascomycota; Leotiomycetes; Helotiales; Ploettnerulaceae. Bases 1 to 957 code for a protein of 318 amino acids. Gene Ontology annotation, molecular function: oxidoreductase activity, acting on the CH-OH group of donors, NAD or NADP as acceptor; NAD+ binding.
AUGAUUACGCCUAUACUGAGAAAGAGCCUGACACAAGGUGCCCGCCACACUAGAUGCUUCAGUUCAAGCCCAAUGCUUGCGGCGCAGGAAGUUAAGAGGCUUGGUGUUGUUGGCGCCGGGCAGAUGGGCUUGGGAAUAGCACUUGUAGCUGCGCAGAAGGCUGGAGUACCUGUAACUCUAGUAGACACCAACCAGGCGUCAAUAGACAAAGGUUUUGCCUUCGCCGACAAAUUGCUCGCCAAAGAUGUCUCUAAGCAACGAAUCACCCAAUCCGAGUCCGAUACCAUCCGUGAGCUGCUUAAACCUUCCACAACCAUGGAUUCCCUCUCCGAAGUAGACUUCGUCAUCGAAGCCGUUCCUGAGAUCCCCUCUCUGAAAUUCAGCAUUUUCUCCUCCCUAGCGCAAAUAUGUCCACCACACGCGAUCCUUGCUACAAACACCUCUUCGAUAUCUAUAACGAAGAUUGCCGCUUCGACGACCAAGGAUCCAACAGAUACAAGUGCUAGCUCGAGGGUUAUAUCCACACAUUUCAUGAACCCGGUGCCGAUUCAGAAAGGUGUAGAGAUUAUUACAGGCUUGCAAACAAGCCAAUCGACGAUCGAUACAGCGAUUGCGUUUUGCAAAGCAAUGGGAAAGAUCCCAUCUCAAUCUGCGGAUUCGCCUGGAUUCCUUGCGAAUCGCAUCCUGAUGCCGUAUAUCAAUGAGGCUAUCAUCUGCUUGGAAACCGGUGUUGGGAAGCGAGAUGACAUCGAUGCUAUCAUGAAGAAUGGAACAAAUGUCCCUAUGGGUCCAUUGCAGCUGGCAGAUUUUAUUGGUAUCGACACGUGUUUAGCGAUCAUGAAGGUACUGCAUGAGGAGACAGGAGACUCAAAAUAUAGGCCUAGUGUACUGUUAGGCAAGAUGGUUGACGCUGGCUGGUUGGGCAAGAAGAGUGGUAAAGGAUUCUACGACUAUUAG